Molecule: messenger RNA, 3430 nt
Organism: Brassica rapa (field mustard)
Lineage: Eukaryota; Viridiplantae; Streptophyta; Magnoliopsida; Brassicales; Brassicaceae
Product: putative L-type lectin-domain containing receptor kinase V.1
Biological process (GO): protein phosphorylation
Molecular function (GO): carbohydrate binding; protein kinase activity; ATP binding
Source: RefSeq, a predicted model, not a curated record
GUUAAUACUUUAAUAUACUAAUACUUACAUAAUGAAAUGAUUCAACGGAACACAAGUAGGGAAAAAAAAGAAUCAACCAAAUCAAUCAUGAUGUUGUUCUUCCCCAAGAACGUGGUAUGCCAAGGUUCAGACCCAGCUGGAGGAGAAUUCAGCUUCAAUGGAUUACUAUAUACUGUAGGAUCAGCCACUUUGAACAGCAAUGGUCUAUUCAGACUAACGAAUUCUAUGACACAAACAUCUGGUCAAGUUUUCUACAAUUUGCCAUUGAGAUUCAAGGGCUCUGCAAAUGGUAACGUUUUCUCCUUCUCCACCACAUUCGUUUUCGCUAUAGUCUCAAAGGAUAGAGUUAUCAAAGGUCAUGGACCGGCCUUUGUCCUUUCUCCUACAAAAGGUUUGGUCAACGUUGAUGCCACCCAAUAUCUUGGACUCUUCAACAUAAGCAAUAUUGGAAAUCCUGAAAAUCAUAUUGUAGCUGUUGAACUAGAUACAGUCCAAGGUGCUGAGGUCCAUGACAUAGAUGAUAACCAUGUUGGUAUAGACAUAAAUAGUGUAGUUUCGGAAAUAGCUGCUUCAGCAGGUUAUUUCAAAGAUGAUGGUACUUUCAGAAACAUAUCUCUUACCAGUGGAGAUUCCAUGCAGUUGUGGGUGGAAUAUGACAGUAAACAGAAACGGCUUAAUGUCACACUUCAUCCUGUUCGUGUCCCUAAACCAAAGCUUCCACUCCUUUCUCUACAAAAAGAUCUUUGUCCCUAUUUGCUUGAAUCUAUGUAUGUUGGCUUCACCUCCUCCACAGGAAUGCUAACUGCAUCUCACUAUAUAUUGGCUUUGAAUUUCAAGAUGAAUGGGACGGCUCAAGAUAUAGACCUUUCUCGCCUUCCAGAGGUUCCCCGUUUUAAACAGCCAUGGAUCCAAACUCCAAAGGGUGUUUUGACCAUUAGUUUGACAACAUCAGGCGUCACCAUACUCAUCAUGGCUUUUCUUGAAGAGGAAGAAGCUAUUGAGGACUGGGAGGUGCAGUUUGGUCCUCAUAGGUUUGCUUACAAAGAUCUACACACUGCCACAAAGGGUUUCAAGGAUACUGAGCUUCUUGGUAGGGGAGGGUUUGGGAAAGUCUACAAGGGUACAUUACCAGUGUCCAACAUAGAGAUUGCGGUGAAGAGGGUUUCUCACGAUUCAAGACAGGGAAUGAGAGAGUUCAUCGCUGAGAUUGCAACCAUUGGCCGAUUCAGACAUCCUAACUUAGUUCGGCUCCAGGGCUACUGCAGAAGAAAAGGUGAACUCUACUUAGUGUAUGAUUGUAUGCCCAAAGGAAGCGUUGAUAACUUCCUCUACCACCAACAGAAACAAAGUCUUAACUGGUCUCAAAGAUUCAAGAUCAUCAAAGAUGUAGCUUGUGGACUCUGCUAUCUGCACCAACAAUGGGUGCAAGUUAUUAUCCAUAGGGACAUUAAACCCUUGACCUUCACUGAAUCCUUUGUCUCUCAUGGACGCUAAAAGAUUGAAACCCAGAUGGUCUUGUAACUUCUUGAUUUCUACUGAAAAUGAAAUCCGUGACUGAUAUGUAGUAAGUUUGCAAGCGUGUAAGAAGGAUAUAUCAGAAACAAAAUGAAUGUAUCAUCGUCCUCACUUUGAAACGCUAUAGAAUAUAUGCACAUACAUUGACAGAAAACUGUAUAAUACUUUUGUUACAUAACUCGAACUAGAACACACUUGGCGACUUCUCUGUAUAUAUAAAUACAUCAUUGACUCUUCAGAAAGAUCCACUAACCAAGAAUCAAGACGAUAAGGACUAAAGCAACUGAUAGAUAUCUUAUCCACUAUUGCAUAUUGGAGAGAAGAUCCACGUCGGAAAUAUGAAAGGGACUUGAGUAAUAUAUAACGGACUUGGGCCAAUCCACUAAUUGCCAAUUGGUUUUAAGUUGGAAGCCCAAGAAACUUAUCAUGGUAUCAGAGCCGGCCCAAUAUUCUGACCCAUUAAUCCGGCCCGGACAGUGGCCCGAUCAUUCCAUUAGCUGAUGGCUCAUAGAAGGCUCAGUUCCACCGAGAUCGCUAGAAAAUAAAGCAUGAUUUUGGAGGGGAUAUGAUGGAUUCUGCGAGAUUAAUGGUUAUACGCACCAUUAUCUCGAGGGAGGGUAUUGGAGAGAAGAUCCACAUCGAAAAUAUGAAAGGGACUUGAGUAAUAUAUAAGGGACUUGGGUCAAUCCACUAAUUGUCAAUUGGUUUUAAGUUGGAAGCCCAAGAAACUUGUCAUGAUAAGUUUCUUGGGCUUCCAACUUAAAACCAAUUGGCAAUUAGUGGAUUGACCCAAGUCUCUUAUAUAUUAUUCAAGUCCCUUUCAUAUUUCCGAUGUGGGAUCUUCUCUCCAAUACCCUCCCUCGAGAUAAUGGUGCGUAUAACCAUUAAUCUCGCAGAAUCCAUCAUACCCCCUCCGAGAUCAUGCUUUUUUUUUAUUUUUUUUCUAGCGAUCUCGGUGGAACUGAGCCUUCUAUGGGCCAUCAGCUAAUGGGAUGAUCGGGCCACUAUCCGGACCGGAUUAAUGGGUCAGGGUAUUGGACCCGCUCUGAUACCAUGAUAAGUUUCUUGGGCUUCCAACUCAAAACCAAUUGGCUAUUAGUGGAUUGACCCAAGUCCCUUAUAUAUUACUCAAGUCCCUUUCAUAUAUCCGAUGUGGGAUCUUCUCUCCAAUACCCUCCCUCGAGAUAAUGGUGCGUAUAACUAUUAAUCUCGCAGAAUCCAUCAUACCCCCUCCGAAAUCAUGCUUUUUUUUCUAGCGAUCUCGGUGGAACUGAGCCUUUUAUGGGCCAUCAGCUAAUGGGAUGAUCGGGCCACUGUCCGGACCGGAUUAAUGGGUCAGAGUAUUGGGCCCGCUCUGAUACCAUGAUAAGUUUUUUUGGGCUUUCAACUCAAAACCAAUUGGUUUUAAGUUGGAAGCCCAUAAUAAACCUGAAUCUAACAUGGUAUCAGAGCCCAGAUCCUAAUAAGUUAAACCCUUAAUUAAUAUUAACCUUACCCGACCGGGUAUAUAGGUCGUAAUUGACUCGCUCGACCGAAUAUAACUGUCUUAAAAAAGUUUCCGAGAUUUGACUAUUAGUAGAUUGACCCAAGUCCUUUAUAUAUUACUCUCCCAACAUAUCCUCCUCUAAGGGCCUUUUAGGUCUGUACGUGUUUCUUUUCUCGAUCACUUAAUUGAUUCUUGCGUGUCCAGGCGCAGGGCCGGCUCAAGGACAGGGGCCAGCAGUGCAUCCGCCCAGGGUCCACGUACAAAAGGGCCAAGACCAACGUACAAUAGGGGCCCAUAUAUUCCAAUCGUUGAAUAAUUAAAGGGCCUUGUCUAAACUGUUCCAACCGAGUUCCUCUUUAAAUUUUUAAUAUAAUUGUUUGUCGGCAAUGUCAAAGAAAAACAUCAAAUUUAUGUUCAACAUAUUGGGCU